CUGUACCUUGCAAUUUUUUUUUCUAGCAGAAUAGGAAGGGAGGGUUUACAAUAACAGCUCGUCAAAUUCAAGAAUUAUGGAUUUUUGACUUUCGGUUCCAAUUUAAAAUCGGUUGCACUGAAAACUUUUAGAGUGAGUGCAGAAGACGAAGUAGAAGUGGCAUCAUGGAAUUAGCAAAUGCAAAUUGUCUGGUUUUUGUGCUGAAUGGCCAAAGGACUGAAGUGGAUUUAUCUCAAAUCCACCCAGAAACUACUCUGCUUUCUUAUCUUCGUUAUCACACUCAGUACAAAGGAGCCAAACUUGGCUGUGGAGAAGGGGGAUGUGGGGCUUGUGUUGUGCAUUUAUCAAAAUACAACACUGAUACAAAAGAGACACAGGAAUUUUCAAUAAGUUCGUGCUUGACACUGUUGGGAUCUAUAGAUGGUUGUUCCAUCACAACUACUGAAGGGCUUGGGAAUUGCAGGGAUGGAUAUCAUGCUAUCCACAAAAGGGUCGCAGGUUUUCAUGCAUCGCAGUGUGGGUACUGCACUCCAGGAUGGUGUAUGUCUCUUUAUGGUGCUCUUCGUCAGGCUGAUGCCAAAGGAAACAAUGAUCAUAGACAUGGGUUUUCAAAUAUUUCGGUUUUGGAAGCUGAGAAAGCCGUUGCAGGGAAUGUGUGCAGGUGUACUGGCUACAGACCCAUUGCUGAUGUUUGUAAAAGUUUUGCAGGGGAUGUUGAUUUAGAAGACUUGGGUCUCAACACCUUUUGGAAAAAGGAUGAAUUUCCUGACCCAAAUAAGCUGCCUGAAUACAAUCCAACUGGAGUUUCUACAGAUUCCAAAUUCUGUAGACCAAGAUGUGAAGAUUUUAGAACAUCCUCAUUGAAUUUUUCUUACAAAGAUGAAUUCAGUGGAGAAGAACGUGUUUGGAUUAGACCAUCCACCUUGGAUGAGGUUUUGGGGGCUCUGGAAAAAGCUGCUGAGGAAAAUGUUGAACCCAAGCUUGUAGUAGGUAACACAAGUGCUGGAAUCUACAAAAACAUAGAGCCUAAAGUUUUUGUUGAUAUCAGAAACAUCUCAGAGCUACAGAUUAUUAAAAGACAUGAUUCUGGGAUUGAAGUUGGAGCAGCUGUAACCAUUGCCAAGCUUAUAAAAGCAUUGGAGGAUACAAAUGCCAUUGCAGAUGAUAUUCUGGAUCAUGGAAAAGAAAACCCUACUAGAAGUUUAGUGUUUGAGAGCCUUGCCAAUCACCUGAAAAAGGUAGCCUCUGCAUUUAUUAGAAAUACAGCUAGCAUCGGUGGCAAUAUAAUUAUGGCCAAGAAAUUGUCAUUUGAUUCAGAUGUUGCAACCAUUCUCCUUGGAGCUAAUACAUCAGUCAAAAUUAUCUCAACUGAGAGAUUAGAAUCUGAGUUAACCAUGGAGGAAUUCCUUGAUAAGCCUUGUCUUGAUUCAAGGGUACUAUUGCUCUCGGUAUUCAUUCCAAACUGGAAUGAAGUUAGCAAUCCUGCUGGAAACAAUGGCUCUGCUAAAUUUGACGAAAAAUUGUUGUUCAAAACAUAUAGGACAGCCAUUCGACCGCUUGGUAAUGCAGUGUCUUAUGUUAAUGCUGCCUUCCUCGCUCAAAUUUCUCUCAGUAGACAUCAAGGAAAUCUGGUUGCAAAGAGUCUUCGACUUGCUUUUGGUGCAUAUGGGGUGAGCCAUGCUAUUAGGGCUACCACUGUAGAAGAGUUCUUAGUCAAUAAAGUUAUAUCACCAGAUGUUCUUCUGGAGGCAAUUGAAAUGCUUAAACUACAGAUCAUUCCUGUGGAAGGUACCCCAAAAUCUGCUUACAGGCAAAGUGUGGCUGUUGGUUUUCUUUUUGACUUCAUUAGUCCUCUUGUAAAAGAUAUAGUUCCCCCUUGCAUCACUGAUUCUCUGGAAGUUAACAACAACCAGAGUGACAGUACUUUCAAUCAUGAGAAAUGCUCCUUCAAAACAAAAAGCAUUAUAGAUGGUAAACAAACAAUGGAAUUUCAUGAUGAGUAUACUCCAGUAGGCCAGCCUUCUGCAAAAGUUGCUGCAGAGCUUCAAGCAUCAGGAGAAGCUGUAUUUGUAGAUGACAUUCCUUCUCCAGAUAAUUGCCUGCAUGGGGCAUUUGUUUACAGCAAAAAGGCUUUGGCGUUAAUUAAGAAGGUUGAUGUAAAAGAUGCAUUAGAAUCUCCCAGUGUAGUUUACUACAUAUCCUAUAGUGAUAUCCCUAAACAAGGAAAAAAUAUUAGUGUCGAUGGAAGGUAUGGCGAAGAAAUUCUGUUUGCUGAAGAUACUGUGGAGUGCUUUGGUCAACCGAUAGGACUUAUGGUUGCAAAUACUUGGCAUGAUGCAAAAAGGGCAGCUGAUAAAGUGAGUGUAGAUUAUGAUUGUGAGACAUUAGGUCCUCCUAUUCUCUCUGUUGAAGAUGCAGGAGCAAAAAACAGUUUCUAUAAUGUUCCCCAAAUUGUGGCUCCUAAGCCCGUAGGAGAUCUUGCAAAAGGAAUGUCAGAAGCAGAUAUUAGGAUUGAAUCUGCAGAGGUCAGAACUGGAUCUCAGUAUUAUUUCUAUCUAGAAACCCAGACUGUGUUAGCUAUACCAGAUGAAGAUGAGUGCAUGGUAGUUUACAGCGCAUGCCAGAACCCAGAUGUUUCACAAAAAACUAUUGCAAAGUGUCUUGGCAUUCCUACUCAUAAUGUGCGCGUUAUAACAAGAAGAGUGGGUGGUGGAUUUGGUGGGAAGGGCUUUAGAUCUAUACCUGUAAGUUCUUGCAAACAGAAAUUUCAUUUUAGUCCAUGUUUUCUGUUAACUAGUUUUAGAGCUACCUUGAUCAAAUGUUAUACAACUUUCUAUACGUUUGCAUAA
Cryptomeria japonica (Japanese cedar) is the source of this 2849-nucleotide messenger RNA. Its product is annotated as probable aldehyde oxidase 4. The record is from RefSeq and is a predicted model, not a curated record. Gene Ontology annotation, molecular function: 2 iron, 2 sulfur cluster binding; oxidoreductase activity; iron ion binding. Lineage: Eukaryota; Viridiplantae; Streptophyta; Pinopsida; Cupressales; Cupressaceae. The transcript is spliced from 5 exons. The coding region runs from base 165 to 2849 and encodes 894 amino acids.